UGCAAGUCUCCCUCCUCACACCACAGUCCACAGGUUGCGGCACCAGACUAGCUACGACGACGCCAGAGCAAACCUGUGAAAUCGCCGCGCGCGCGCACGCUCUCCCGCCAGGCCGCCGCCACCGCCACAACCUUUCCAUGCGCGCGCGCGCACCUGCGCCUGCACACGCCGCUCGAGUCCUGCGUCGAUCUCCUCGCCGCCGUCCCUAGCGAUGGCUUCGUCCCCAAUAGCGCGGCGGCUCUAUUACCUUCUCCUGCUGGUACUCCUCCUGCUCCCCGCCACGCUCUCCUCUCCGUCCGCCCGCGCUUCCUCGGAGCGCCUGCGCCGCCGCGUGGAGGACAAGCCGGCGUUGCCACCCGCCGUGGUCGUCCCAGAGCGCGCGCGGCAGGAGUUCCACGUGGUGCCAACGACCGGCGGACCGGUCAGGGAGCGGAGGAGCAGGGCGCGCGGCGGGGGCACCGGCGCGUGGACGUUCUCGGCGAUGCUGCCCCGGGGGUUCGUGCCGCCGUCGGGCUCGUCCGCGUGCCACAACGACAUGCCGGACACCGCCGCCGACGCCCAGUUCUUCGCCUGCAGCGGCGCUGGGACGCCGUGACGACAGAGGCCGCCGUGGCGCUGGCUCGCAUCUCUCUGCCAAUGCUACCCCCUGCCCUGAGGGGCUCCUUGCAAGUGUAAAUGCGGUGAGGCUUACUCUGUUCUUGUCUACACUUUUACCCCUGAAGCCUAUAAGAAGGUUGACUUCACGAUGAGUAAUUGCGUAUAUCCUUGUUAUUGGACAUGUAAAGGAGAAUCCUUUAUUCAAAUGCUUCUUAGUUCCUCAACAUAUAUGUGCUCUCUUCAUUGGCCGCAGUUCUUAUCAUGAGUUGAAGUUGAGUUCUGCCUUUUCUGUUACAUAA
Messenger RNA from Sorghum bicolor (sorghum), 896 nucleotides. RefSeq lists its product as uncharacterized. Lineage: Eukaryota; Viridiplantae; Streptophyta; Magnoliopsida; Poales; Poaceae. Bases 212 to 595 code for a protein of 127 amino acids. The transcript has a single exon. The record is from RefSeq and is a predicted model, not a curated record.